UCAACGACGAAAACACGUUGAAGAGCUCUGAAAAGUGGUCGAAGAACUUGGGAAGGGUGGCGGGAGGAGAAGAGAGCGAGACUGAAUUGAUUGCCGUAAUUUCUUUGAAAUAACACCACAUUGAAGCGUCGGGCUGGUAAGUGGAAAUAGAGGGCUUGUACUGAGUUUAAAACUACUGUAAACGGAAAGUGGAGCGUGCGUCUUUUCACAGAAAAGGAUUUUUUCUUGAGGCUUGGUCAUUGCAAUCGACACCUCGCUGAAGUGCGAACAGCUGUGAAGGAGUUGGGACAGUUUCGAUUCGAGAGCUUGGUGAACGCUGGCUGAAGAAGAAAAAGAUUUGGCUAAUUGUCAACAAUAUAUUUCUGCGUGUUUUCACGACGCGAGUCUUAAAUUGUGUUAAACGUGCAUUUUAUGCGAGCAAGCUUGAGAGGAUAGGUGAAGCUCUCAUUUACAUACGGUGAACUUGAUAUGAAUAUUUUAUAAGCAAAACAUCCUUACAGAUAGCGAAGUUGAGAUGGCCUCAAAACAAAGCGAACACCAAAGCCCCUUCAAAAAGAGAUUCACCAGCCCCCUUGGAAAUCAGAAAUACGUCACGAAGAAUAUUUCUCCGCGCUUCAAAGCAAAUUUGAAAGAUUUUCGUUCUUUUGGUCCGGGAAAACAGAGCAAGCAAAGAGAUCUGGGACCCACCCAUGGGAAACCUUGGAGAAAACCCCAGGAGAGAGGGUGUAGGGCAAAAGCUGUCAGGUUUCAUUGUGGAGGAAAUAGUGAAGAUCCACUGAAUUUGAAUAGUCUGAUAGAUCGCGACCCGUCUGUUGUCACACCACAAGCAUCUCCUUUAUCUGUGCACAGUGCAUCCCCAGUUGAAGUUGUGGAACCACGAGAUCAAACUGAUCCUCUAAAUCUCAAGCGCUUUCCACCGGACCCAGAGAAGAAGGAAUCACAUUCAACACCUAAGAAGCGUAAAAAGAAGAAGCGACAUCCAAAAAAUCACAAUUCUGAGAAUGAGGUGAAGCCAAAAGAGCAGUCAGGUGUUACUAAUCAGCCUGUUAGUAUGACUUCUGAAGGCAAGAAGAAAAGGAAAAGAAAAAUUCCUAAAAGCGAGGAUGGUUCCCUGGCAAAAAGUGAGAAAGACACAUGUAUAAGUAACUCCGAUCAAAAAGUUGUUAAGUCAUCAGAUGGUAAAGAUGACUUAAUCAAUGAAGAAGAACUUGAACCAUGCCCCAAGAAGAAAGUGCGUACUGCUUCGGAGGCAAUAGAAGAUUUGAAAACUGAAGACAGCCAAAAUAACAAAAUGGAGGCUUCUUCUUCAGUAGCCGAAAAUAAAGGAAUCUUGGAGACAAAAAGAGACAGAGGCUCACAGAAACAAAAACAUUUUAAGAAAGGCAAAGAUCACUCAGCUGGAAAAAAAGGAAAGAAAGAAAAACUUUUUAUUUAUGGUAACUAUAACAGGUAUUAUGGUUAUAGAAACCCACAGGCCACCCAAGACUUGCGACUGAAGUGUUUUAGGAAAGAGUGGUUUGCUGGAAAAGAUGUACUGGACUUGGGAUGUAAUGUGGGUCAUGUGACUCUGACAAUAGCUCGUGACUUUAGUCCACAUGUCAUUAUGGGAAUUGACAUCGACACCAGUUUAAUAAAGGCAGCAAAGAAUAAUAUACGGUAUUAUGUGAAAGGUCGUCUUGCCGAGCCUGGGACUUCUGGAGGUGAAAUGGAUUUUCCCAUAUCAUUUUCUGUCACCAGUGGACCUCUUGCUGCUCCUGUUGUUUUGGGGUCAGGUGAAAGUGUUGCCUUUCCACACAACGUCAUAUUCAAGCAGGUAAAAUUGAUACAAAAAAUAUCAUAAAUGUAGAUAGACAUAGACAUAGAUCAAUUAAUUAUCCAUGAAUCAAGGCUAGGAGACGAUGAAAAUUAAGAAUCAACCUAGGUUAAAAAAUUUUAACUGGAAUUUAAUUUUGCCCUGUGACGUAUCCAUAUAUUUUUCUGCUGCCACUUAAUUAAUCUACCUGGUGGGGCUAAAAUGUUUGCGGAAGUUUAUUUUUUAUGGAUUGGCGAUUUUUUGUGUACUUUUGCAGGAACUAAUUUUUGCAAUUGGGACAGAUUGGUUUUUCUUGCAGGUAAUUAAUUUUUGCGAUUUUCAGAAGUACCCAGUACCUAACAUUGACAAUAUUAUCAUUUUUGUUAAGUAGAUGUAAUAGAAAUGCAUAUUUUCAAACAGUACUACGGUAUGCAUACCCAAUGUAAAACCAGUAAUUCAUUGUAUACUGUUUUGGUUCUGAAUGAAGGAGGCAAGUUGUAAUUGAACAGACACAAUUUCUUAGUAGUCUUUUUUUGUGUAGCAAAUUUAAGUUAGAAAGUAUUUACUCUGGAGUAAAUUUUUGUGGGAGCUUCUUUUUGCAGAAUUGCUGGAAAAAUCGCAAAAAUUAGAACCCACCAAAAUUUUGUGCCACACCAUAUAUUCAGUUUUCAUUUAGUUAGUUAGACAACCCUCCAAGUUGCUACCAUUUUAGUCGCCAUGGCGCCUAAAAUUUUGGAACUGGCGCCUUGAUUUGGAGAAUAGUCGCCAAGCUGGCGACCGUGAAGAAUAGGUUCGUGUUGUGGCGUAUAGAAACAGAAAUGGGAAUCACUUCUACUGAAAUAUGAAGAACAUUUCUAGCUGAUUUGAAUUCCAUGAUUUUUUUACUUUUCCGUUGAAAAACAUGCUAAAUUGAAAACUUAAAACAGUCUCAGAGCUAAGCGUUUUGAAAAUGAACAUCAAUGAAACUUGACUUGUAUUCGUUCGCCUAAUAGCCUUCAGUCUGUUGCCUUGCACGUGACAUUUUAACUUUUGACAUGUGACAGAUGGCAUGCAAUCGAAGCGCCUUGCUUGUCGACAGUGACGAUUUCUUCGAUAUCUUAGGAAUGCUUGUCUAGCCAAGUUCGGUGGUUUUUUAACUGGACUACAUAUUAUAAAUAUUUUUGACUCAAUACUGAAACAAUCUAAUAACAUGAAGAGGGAAAGCUAAAUUGGUGCAAAUUCAACACAGAACAUUAUGUGAUAACCGUAACAUGUGAACCGUGCUGCGAGUCGAAUCGCAGUUUUGUAAACAAAUGCGAUAAUUGUAAGCGAAACUAAACAUCGCAAAACUGACAGCUUAUGGUUGUUGCAAAAAAUGUUUUUUAAACACCUGUAGCGAUGAUAAAGGAAAGAGAAAAUUUAUUAUUUCGUAGGCGGCAUUUUUGUUUGGGUUCCUUUCAGUUGAUUGGGAAAAAAAAAUUUUCCCAGUACAACUCGUUGCGAAAUUUUCACGUGUGCGAUGUUAUCUCUGUAAAGCAAUGAUUUCAUUUAGAAAACUUGUCAAUCUUCCUAUACUCUCCUGCCUUUGUCAGGCUUUUGCAAUGUCUAGCGAUAUUAAAAACGACCUUUUAAAUCUCCAAAAAUAUUUGUUAGUUGGGGAAACAAGUUCAUCAUCAACAAAAGUCGCAAAAGAAGUGCGAAACAAAUAUCAGGAAAAAAAUAGGUCGCCUAUCAAGUUGCGACUGGGAAAUUUUGAAAACAUUAACAGAGGAUGAGUUAAGUUCUGCUUUCAUAUACCAACUGGGGAUUAUAUAGUAGGAUUGAAGGCCCUAAAGACAAAUGGAAAUGGUAAUUGUCUUUACAUUUCCGUUUCAGUAUUGAUUCAAGGAGAUAAAUCUACAACCCUUAUUCUCAGACUAUCAGUAACUAAUGCCUUGCACAAUAAACGAGUAAUUUAUAUGACAGUGCUGCAUUUUAAGUUAAACUUGCUAACUGCUUUUGUUAAUGACAAUUUUGAUAUAUUAAGUCAUUAAUAUAAUUUGGCGCCUAAAAAUUUCCCCUGGCGACUAAACCCAAAGAGCUGAUCGCCAAAUGGCCACUGAACAAAAAUUUUAACUUUGAGGGUUGUUAGAAUCUUUUCAAAAAAAAAUUACGGUGAUAACUACCUAAUGCUCUAUUUAUCCUAUGAAAAUGCUUAGGAAAACUAUGUUCCAAGCAGCAGUGAGGUACUUUCCAAACAGAAGCCAAUGUAUGACAUGAUUUUAUGUCUGAGUCUCACCAAGUGGGUUCAUCUGAACUGGGGAGAUGAAGGACUGAAACUCAUGUUCAAGAGAAUUUUUCUGAACCUGCGUCCCGGAGGAAGGCUCAUUCUUGAACCUCAGCCAUUCUCUUCUUACAAGAAGAAGAAGAAUUUAACAGUAAGUGUAUUGAUUUUUUUGCAUAUUAUCUCUCUUUAAAAUGAGUGGAUCGUAUAGUUGGCCACUGAUGAUUCCCUUUUGCACUUGGGCGUCAAGGAAUCCCCCAUCCCAUCCAACAUGUUACCUUUAUCCUGCGAUUCCAACAGUUCUUCCAACUAAUCCCAAUCCCAGAGAGAAAUUUUUUCGUGUUAAAAUGUCAGCAAAAUCAUAAUGGUUUGUUGGGAAAAAAUUGCUUGACUGCAAGUCAAUGUGGUCUCAUCUGGUUCUGUUAACAUUUUUAAGUGCAAGUUGAAGACUUUACUAAUUCUAAAUAUUCAUUUGUGUGUAGAAUUUUUGUUUAUUUUUCCUAUAAUCCUGCAGGUUAAACCAGUUAUUUUCAUAAUUAUUUAAUUUCAAGACUACUACCAUUUGCAACUGUUAAUUGACAACUUCACUUUUAAUGUGCAUCAUAGAUUUCUUUUGUAUUGUUUCAUUUCUUGUGAUUGUCAAAGAAGAAAAAACUUUAUGUAAAGAGCAGUAUUGGAUAGUUGAGAGAUUAGAGCACUCUACCAUUUAUUUCUUCUCAAAACUAUUUCCUUUUUUCCACAGGAAAAGAUCCGCUCCAAUUAUGAUGCUAUAAAGUUCCGCCCAGAGCACUUCAUUGAUUACCUUCUGUCAGACUCAGUUGGAUUUGCUACUUUUGAAGUUCUAGAGACACCACAACACAAAGCAACUGGUAAUUAACCCAUGGAACCCUAUUAUGUACAUAAGAAUUCUCCACAGGGUUUUUAACACAUUACUUAUGGUACCAGUACAGUCGAACAUCCUGUAUGCGACAAUCCAAAAUGUAAAAAUUUAGUGGUUGCUUAUGAGAGGUGGUACAGUGUAAGUGGUUGCUUAUGAGAAUUGAACCACAGGGGUCUCUUCUGAGAAGAGGUCCCUACACAUCUACCAAUACUUUUUUGGCAGAGAAUUUAUUGUGUGCAACUUCUAAUGUUUGUAUAUAUGUCAUUCCAUGUUGUCAAUGAAAUUUCUUCAUAUACUCUGGUGUCAUAGUACAUACAGCGAACUAAGACACCACACCAUGGGUCAAGUGCUUGCUUACAAGAGGUUAAAAACAAUAGAAAACUAUAAAACUGUCAGGCUGAUAAGUAGUCGUGGUCACUUACUAGAGGUGUUCGUUUACAAGAGGUUCUGAUCUAGGGAUUUGACUGGGAAAAAUUUGGUGUUUUGGAUAGAUGGUUGUUUUAUGGGAGGUGGUCGCUUACAAGACAAGUGGUGGUGACACACAGAAGUUCAACCGUAUAGAGAAUUUGCUGAAAGAUCAAGACAUUUUUUUUUUCUUAGCAGCCAUGUUCUCAUGAUGUCUAUGUUUGACCGCAUGUGAGCAGUGGUAUUACAGCCAAACCCCUAUUACAUGGCUCCCCUCAGCAAAGGGAAAAGUGGUCACAGGACUUUGGUUACUGGAAGCUUAAUAGCGGCUCAUUCACUGCUUAACCCUGCAAUAGACUAGCACCCCCUAAGGGUUAGCAGUACACCUAAAACUAGGUGUUUUGCGCUACUAAAUUGGGAUUAAACUUCUGACCCCAGUUGUUGAAAAGGUGGAUAACAUUUUCCACAGGAAAAAACGCUAUCCCAUGGAUAACGAAAUUGGUUUCCCUAAUACUUAUCUGCUGGAUAGUGAUUUAUCUGGUGGAUAGCUCUAUCCAAUGUUUGAACAACCGGGUCCAGAAGUAUUGGCUUCAUUGACACAAAGCUCACUUUAACCUUUUUUACUUGAGACUGUAAACAUUGGUUAUUAAAUUGUUUUUUUGUAUUUCUUCAGGUUUUCAACGUCCACUCUAUCUCCUUACUAAGUCUCCUCAAGACCAAGAAGUAUCAUUAGAGGAAUUUUACUAGUAUGAAAGUACCAAGACUAGAAUUUAAGUAAGCAUGACAGCGAGCGCAUGACAAGCAGGGCAUGUGAGCAAACAAAACAACGCCUCUACAUGCGAUUAUUACAAUUGUAGUAGAUUUCUCUAACAAUCUAUGCAGACACCAACACUGACAACAAAUUAACCUUACUAAUAGUUAACAGGUUUCAUGGAGAACAUGAAAGACGUAAAACUAAGUGUGAACUAGAGAACAUCUAAGGUUAUUUGCUUGAAAGUCAUAAACAAAUUAUUAGAAUUAAAAGUAACUCAAAAGAAAUGG
Molecule: messenger RNA, 6360 nt
Organism: Porites evermanni
Lineage: Eukaryota; Metazoa; Cnidaria; Anthozoa; Scleractinia; Poritidae
Source: the annotation of a GenBank genome assembly